UCGUAUUUUUUGUGCGGGAGCAAUCCUUUAGCAGAUCUCGUGUGGGUACGGGAAGUCAGAGAGUAGCGGAUUUGAGGAUCACUGGUCCAACUAGUGAGCAGUCACUUGAUCGAGAUCAUACAGCUAUUUAGCAAUGUCGGGGGACAACGAAGAAACACAGACUGCAGAUCAGACAUCGGUGGAUGAAACGGGGGUCCAAGAUCCAAUGAUCAGCCCAGAGAAGGCGGAGGAGGCUAAACUGAAGGCCAGAUACCCAAAUUUAGGAAAUAAACCAGGAGGCUCUGAUCUACUUCGUAAGCGCCUGCAGAAGGGGCAAAAAUACUUCGACUCUGGUGACUACAACAUGGCUAAAGCAAAGAUAAAGAACAAACAGUUGCCAACAGCUGCACCAGAGAAGACCGAGAUCACAGGGGACCACAUCCCCACCCCCCAGGAUCUGCCCCAAAGGAAACCCUCUCUGGUGGCCAGUAAACUGGCAGGCUGAUCCACACACAGCUUCAGCAGCCCCUGCAGCAUCUCCCAGCCCCAUAACCCACUCCACUGAAAUCUCAGAGCUGUAACAUUACCUCUCCCACCCCAAACACUUGCAUUCUCUCCUCCACACCACCCUGGACCUCACCCAACCAGAACCCACACCUGGCACCCAGGCUAGCUGAUAACUUAAAAAUCCUGUUAUUUUUUCUCCAGCCUCAUCUGGUUCAGUCUCUCCUUUCUGUCCCAGCCACCCUAAAUGACUUCUGCUUUCCUUCUUCUUUCAUAUUUUCUCUUUACUUCCAUGUAAGAUACACUGUAAGACAGCGUGAGUGUCAUCGAUUGUAUGUGAUGCCUUUGUACAGUAUGUAAGACACUUCACUGGCUUAAGAGAGGGGUGAGCAGCAGAAGCCGCAACUCAGACGGCUUUAUUUUCAUGUUCAGGAUCCCUCUGCUUGGAAGUGUGUAUGUUGAAAUUUCUCAAUGUUUGGCACAGUAGCGGGCAUUAGCCUUUUAGAAUGUUUUACAUCAGAUUAUUCACUGCAAGUCCUUAUAAAUUAUGCUGUCAGAAUGCUUGUGGGAUGCAAAGCACUUAUCCAAAAGCCAAGUCCAGUUUUGUUAACAUUUUCAAGACAGAGAGAGCAUCAUGGAUCUGCAUGUGUGGUACAGGGUUCCCUAAAGCAGUCGCCAGUAUGUUUCAUUUUAGUUCAUUAAAAGAAUAAGCAGGUGCGUAAACUGCUGGCACGCAUUACAGAAAUAGUGGUUACCAGGUAGAUGGUUCAUUCAAGACAUACUGGACCUUGGAGAUGUGUUCUUUUCUAAAGUGAAAGAAGAGGAGACGGAGUUGCCUCAGAUUGACUGAAAGGUUGCACUGCAUUGUGGUGUGUCAUUACAUUUCUAACCUCGGCCUGGUGACAUGGUGCUGUCUUGCGGUCACAGUUGUCAUGAAUGAAUCACCAUGCUCAAAGAGGGUGGAGAUAUAUAGGAGACCUGAAAAUGUGGGACCAGUCAUUGCGUCCUGUAUGCUGAGUAUAAUCCAUGACUUUAAAAAAAAAAAAAAAAACAGCACUAGGAGCAAGUAACGUGAUAACUUGAGUAAGAAUCUUUUGUAAUUAUAAUUAUGAAUUGAAGUAGUUUUAUCUUUAAAUUGUCCUCAGCUCUGUGUUGUGCUUUUUAAAGGUCUUUACUGACUGUAUGGAUGAUAUAAAUCUAAGCUAGCACUACAUCUGUCUGAGCUGUGCAUGUAUACGGCUGCCCUGCUGUCACAAUGUGCCAUUUUUGUUUUGUAAAUAAACUAGUUUUGCACAAAU
This is a messenger RNA of Melanotaenia boesemani (Boeseman's rainbowfish), 1781 nucleotides long. RefSeq names its product cAMP-regulated phosphoprotein 19-like. The record is from RefSeq and is a predicted model, not a curated record. NCBI's taxonomy places the organism in Eukaryota, Metazoa, Chordata, Actinopteri, Atheriniformes, Melanotaeniidae. Gene Ontology annotation, molecular function: protein phosphatase inhibitor activity. Gene Ontology annotation, cellular component: cytoplasm. Bases 134 to 484 code for a protein of 116 amino acids. The transcript is spliced from 3 exons.